AUGGCUGAGACUCAGGCCCCCGAGGUUGACUACACCCUCAACAACCCCGACACCUUGACCAAGUACAAGACCGCCGCUCAGAUCUCCCAGAAGGUUCUCGAAGCCGUUGCAGGAUGGUGUGUUGAGGGCAGCAAGAUCGUCGAGCUUUGCCAGAAGGGUGACCAGCUCCUCGAGGAAGAGAUUGCCAAGGUCUACAAGGGCAAGAAGAUCCAGAAGGGUAUCGCUCACCCCACCACUGUCUCUCCCAGCUCCUAUGUGACUCCCUACACUCCCCUGGUGUCCGACGCUCAGGAGGCCGAGACCACCUUGAAGGCCGGUGAGGUCGCCAAGAUCCAGCUUGGUGCCCAGAUCGAUGGCUUCGGUACCAUCGUUUGCGACAUGGUUAUUGUCGCCGACAGCAACUCGUCCGCCGAUGUGGUGACCGGCCGCGAGGCUGACCUUAUCCACGCCACUCACUACGCCAACGAGCUUCUCCUGAGACUUAUGGUCCCCCCCGGCCUCCUCGCCAGCGGAACUGAUGAGGAGAAGCAGAAGGCUGCUGCCCAGAAGCCUCCUACCCAGGCUCAGAUUACUCAGUUGAUCGAGAAGGUUGCCAAGGCCUACGACUGCAACGUUGUCGAGAACACCACCAGCUGGCUGUUUGACCGCAACGAGAUCGAGGGCGAGAAGAAGAUUAUUCUCUCUCCCGGCGCUGGUGUCAAGGGCGAGGGUGUCCCCGAGGUCGGUGAAGUCUGGGGUGUUGAACUUGGUCUGUCUCUCGGAUCCGGAAAGGUUAAGACCCUCCCUCACCGUGCCACUCUCCACCGCCGUACCACCACCACCUACGGCCUCAAGCGCCCUAGCUCCAGACAGACUCUCUCCGAGGUCGUCAAGAAGUUUGGCCAGUUCCCCUUCAGCUUGCGCCAGCUGGAUGAUGAGAAGUCUGCCAAGGUUGGUGUUGUCGAGUGUGUCCGUGGUGGUGUCCUGAGACAGUACGAGCCCGCCGGAGAUGCCGACAAUGCUCCGGUCUCCCGCGUCUUGACCACUCUUGCUAUCACCAAGAACGGCAUCACCCGUCUUGCUGCUCCCACCACUCCCGAUCUCUCCAAGUUCCAGACGGACAAGAAGAUCGAGGACGAGGAGAUCCUUAAGAUCCUUGAGCGUCCGUUGGCCAAGUCCACCGGCUCCAAGAAGAACAAGAACAACAAGAAGAAGACCGCUGCCAAGAAGGCUGACGAGUAA
Aspergillus niger is the source of this 1221-nucleotide messenger RNA. RefSeq lists its product as uncharacterized. The transcript has 5 exons. The record is from RefSeq and is a predicted model, not a curated record. The coding region runs from base 1 to 1221 and encodes 406 amino acids. Lineage: Eukaryota; Fungi; Ascomycota; Eurotiomycetes; Eurotiales; Aspergillaceae.